AUGACCGGCAAACUCGCCGAGAAGCUGCCGGUGACCAUGAGCAGUUUGCUAAACCAACUGCCUGACAAUCUGUACCCCGAGGAGAUUCCCAGCUCUCUCAACCUCUUCUCCGGCAGCAGCGACGCGGUUGCUCAUUACAACCAGAUGGCUACAGAGAAUGUGAUGGACAUCGGUCUGGCGAACGAGAAGCCCAACCAGGAACUCUCUUACUCCGGCUCCUUCCAGCCCGCUCCGGGCAACAAGACGGUGACCUACUUGGGGAAGUUCGCCUUCGACUCCCCCUCCAACUGGUGUCAGGACAACAUCAUCAGCCUCAUGAGCGCCGGCAUCCUAGGGGUGCCCCCGGCCUCCGGGGCGCUCAGUACACAGACCUCUACCGCCAGCAUGGUGCAGCCGCAGGGCGAGGUGGAACCCAUGUACCCGGCGUUGCCCCCUUACUCCAACUGCAGCGACCUCUAUUCUGAGCCCGUGUCUUUCCAUGACCCUCAGGGCAACCCCGGGCUCGCCUAUUCUCCCCAGGAUUACCAGUCGGCCAAGCCCGGUUUGGACAGUAACCUCUUCCCCAUGAUCCCCGACUACAACCUGUACCAUCACCCCAAUGAGAUGGGAUCCGUCACGGAGCACAAGCCCUUCCAGAGCAUGGAUCCCAUCCGGGUCAACCCGCCCCCCAUCACCCCCCUGGAGACCAUCAAGGCUUUCAAGGACAAACAGAUCCACCCCGGCUUCGGCAGCUUGCCCCAGCCGCCGCUCACUCUCAAGCCCAUCCGGCCCCGCAAGUACCCCAACCGACCCAGCAAGACCCCGCUCCACGAACGACCCCACGCGUGUCCGGCCGAGGGCUGCGACCGGCGCUUCAGCCGCUCAGACGAGCUGACCCGGCACCUGCGUAUCCACACCGGCCACAAGCCCUUCCAGUGUCGGAUCUGCAUGCGCAGUUUCAGCCGCAGCGACCACCUCACCACCCACAUCCGCACUCACACGGGCGAGAAGCCCUUCGCCUGCGAGUUCUGCGGGCGCAAGUUCGCGCGCAGCGACGAGCGCAAGCGCCACGCCAAAAUCCACCUCAAACAGAAGGAGAAGAAGGCAGAGAAGGGGGGAACGGCCUCUGCCUCCUCGGCGCCCCCCGUAUCUCUGGCUCCCGUCGUCACCACCUGCGCCUGA
Messenger RNA from Trichosurus vulpecula (common brushtail), 1161 nucleotides. It is a transcript of the gene EGR3, whose product is annotated as early growth response 3. The record is from RefSeq and is a predicted model, not a curated record. Bases 1 to 1161 code for a protein of 386 amino acids. Gene Ontology annotation, molecular function: DNA-binding transcription factor activity, RNA polymerase II-specific; RNA polymerase II cis-regulatory region sequence-specific DNA binding. Gene Ontology annotation, biological process: regulation of transcription by RNA polymerase II. NCBI's taxonomy places the organism in Eukaryota, Metazoa, Chordata, Mammalia, Diprotodontia, Phalangeridae. The transcript is spliced from 2 exons.